Cordyceps militaris CM01 is the source of this 159-nucleotide messenger RNA. RefSeq lists its product as uncharacterized. The transcript has a single exon. The coding region runs from base 1 to 159 and encodes 52 amino acids. The record is from RefSeq and is a predicted model, not a curated record. Lineage: Eukaryota; Fungi; Ascomycota; Sordariomycetes; Hypocreales; Cordycipitaceae.
AUGUACUUGCGUGUUACAGCGGCGGUUCAGCAGCCGCUUUUGGCCGCCUCACCACCUCUCCCAACUGCCGUCGGCUCCGGCCGCACACGCUACACACACCUCUCUCACUAUCAAAUAUGGAGAGGGUUGCAGGAACUGCAACCCACGAUUCGCAUGUGA